This is a messenger RNA of Penicillium brevicompactum, 1785 nucleotides long. RefSeq names its product S53 family peptidase. The coding region runs from base 1 to 1785 and encodes 594 amino acids. Gene Ontology annotation, molecular function: serine-type endopeptidase activity; tripeptidyl-peptidase activity. The record is from RefSeq and is a predicted model, not a curated record. Gene Ontology annotation, biological process: proteolysis. NCBI's taxonomy places the organism in Eukaryota, Fungi, Ascomycota, Eurotiomycetes, Eurotiales, Aspergillaceae. The transcript has 5 exons.
AUGCAUGCCAGCAUCUAUGCAGGGGUAUUCUGUACCCUGAUCGCGCCGACAAUCGGUAUAGUCUUGGAAAGUCUUCCUGCAGGAGCUCCAACUGGCUGGUCUCUUGCCAGCGAGCCUUCCAAAAACUCAACCAUAUCGCUGUCCAUUGCCCUUGGUCGUCAGAACCUUGACCAGUUGGAGUCCAAGUUGACAAAGCUGUCAACCCCUGGCUCAGCUGAGUAUGGAAAAUGGCUUGAGAAGGAGGAGGUCGACUCCCAAUUCCCCAUCGUUGAUAAUGCCCCUGUGGUGAAAUGGCUUCACGAUGCAGGUAUCUCGACCGUCGCGCCUGACGGUGCCUUGCUCAACUUCACUGGUAGCAUUGACAGUGUCAAUCGUUUGCUCAACGCCAGUUUUGCAUACUACCAGAAUGGAGAGUCCACGAAGCUGCGUACGACGCAGUACUCUAUUCCUGAUGAGUUGGCUACCUACAUCGAUAUCAUCUCGCCUACUGUUUACUUCGGCAAGGCCCAGAGCGCCGACCCGGUGACCUCAAGCUCGAAGCAGGUAGAGUCCCACAAAGGCUCAUCCACCGAUGUUGCGCCCUCAUGCCAAACGUCCAUCACUCCUUCAUGUCUGAAGCAAAUGUACAACAUAGGUGACUACGUCCCGAAGCCAGCGGCCGGUAGUCGCAUUGGAUUUAGUAGCUUCCUCAACCAGUCUGCCCAACAGUCCGAUCUACUAGCCUAUGAAGCUCGUUUCAACAUUUCAUCGCAAAGCUUUACUGUUGAGACCCUCAAUGGCGGUGUUGAUAAUCAGAGUGCCCCCAGUAGCGAUGUGGGUGAGGCAAACUUGGAUGUUCAGCUGAUCACCGCUGUUUCUCACCCUUUACCAGCUCAUGAGUUCAUCACUGGUGGUCUUGCACCUUUCAUUCCAGAUGCCGAUGAGCCGACCGAAGCUGAUGCUUCAAACGAGCCAUAUCUUAUCUACUAUGAAUAUCUGCUUUCCAAAAGCAAUGCAGAUCUGCCGCAGGUCAUUUCCCACUCUUAUGGCGAUGAUGAACAGACUGUGCCUGAGAAAUAUGCCAAGCGAGUCUGUGACAUAAUCGGCCUGAACACCCUGCGUGGCUUGACCAUUAUCCAUUCUUCUGGUGACGAAGGUGUUGGCUCCGCUUGCCAAGCCAGUGAUGGCGUCACACCUCAAUUCAACCCAAUCUUCCCUGCGACUUGUCCAUAUGUCACAGCAGUGGGUGGUACCUCGGAUGUUACCCCGGAAGUUGCCUGGAAUGCUUCAUCUGGUGGUUUCUCUAACUACUUCCCUCAAGCGUGGUACCAGAAAUCUGCCGUGAAGGAUUACUUGAAGCAUGUCACUUCGGAGACAAAGGAGUAUUAUUCCAAGUUUGCAGACUUCAACGGACGUGGCUUCCCAGAUGUAUCUGCACACAGCUUGUACCCUGACUAUGAGGUGAUCUCUUUAGGCAAGAAGAUAGCCACUGGAGGUACAUCUGCUGCCGCACCUACCUUUGCUGGAAUCGUUGGUCUACUCAACGAUGCCCGUCUCCGGGCUGGAAAGCCGGUACUAGGCUUUUUGAACCCGUUCCUGUACUCGCAAGGCCACAAGGCUUUGAACGAUAUAGUUGGCGGUCACUCGUAUGGGUGCGGCGGCAUCGAUCCCCAAAGCAACCGGGCCGUCAAUGGAAGUUUGAUCAUUCCUGGCGCUUACUGGAAUGCUACUGAGGGUUGGGACCCUGUGACUGGGCUCGGCACCCCCAAUUUCCAGAAAUUGAAGGAUUUGGUGCUGGCGUUGUGA